GAUCAAUACUUUAACCUCAAUCUCUUGUUUCUUGACAUUACCACUUACCAGUCCGUAUUUAUGUUUGCAAAGAUACAUAAAGCUUUUGCUUUUUUGUGUAACUUAUCUAGUCAAUACCUAUUAAGAAAUAUUGAAAUUUAAUCUCAAAAAUGUCCACGGAAUCCAGUAUAUGUAGGAUAUGCCUACUUUUCACUUCAAACAGUCAAUCUCUAGAUGUUGAUGAAGUAGUAAGCUCAACAAACAUACUGCUGAGAGAUAUGGUACAACUCUGUAUGCCAGAAAUGGAUUUGGACUUAACUACAACACCGAAAAUCUGCACAACAUGCUCCUCUGAGAUUGAAAAAUUCUACAACUUCAAGUGCAGUUGUUUAGAAACUGAAAAUAAAGUUCGGAACUACCUAGACAAUCCGUCGGCUAAAAGAAAGGACUCCAAAGUCGAUCUCAUAGAUGUUAUCCAGUCGAAUGGAGUUGUUCUUAAUAUAAAUCUGGAUUUCGACGUGAACGUACCUGAGAACCCCAAAAAACUGGAAGAAAUGGAUGUGGGGGACGACGAUGAAGAUUCCGAAUACAAUAAGAUUAUUUUAGACAAGAACGAUUCGAAUUCUGUAAACCAGGACGUGGUUCUGUUCUCCUGCAACAUAUGUUCGUAUAUGACAACUGAUGAUGCGAAACUGAAGGAUCACAAGUGCUUUCCCGAAUCAAAGAAGAGACAGAUAAUGUCGAUGAUCAGAUGCAACCAGUGCGAAUUCCACGCCCCCACUCCGAAGAUCUUGGAGCAGCAUAGAUCGGAUGUACAUCCUGUCUGGUACUCGUGCAAUCAAUGCGCUUUCAAGACCAAAUUCAUAAACGUGAUGACUAAACACAAGAAUACUGCACAUGCUUACGAUGAAAACAGUUCGGAACACAUGGCCGACUGCAAGUUAUGCCCCUACAGAGCUAUAAACUCCCAGUUCCUGCAGAAACACGUGAGAGCCAUGCAUUAUAGGCCCCCGCCUGUUUUGAGCUGUACAAUGUGCUCAUAUGAAACGUCGGACAGGAGUAACUUUAAAAAACAUCAGUAUAUUCAUACUAAAGAUAAACCCCAUAAGUGUCCAUCCUGCACGUAUCAGUGCGUCUCACCUUACCAAAUGAAGAAACAUGUGGAGAAACAACACUCUGAAAGGAAAGGUUUCAUCUAUAACAACAGGAAAAAGUAAGCAUCUUUUCAAGAGGGUCGUAUGAUAAUUUAGGUUCAAAUCAUUCAUUCCAUGUUUUAACAAAAACUCUUUUAAAUUUCCCGAUUCUGAAAUAUUGAUUUUGAAAGCAAGAGGACCUAUUUGUUUCAUCCAUUACAAUUAGAAAUUGAUACGUUACUUGCACCAGUUCAAUGUCAACAUUUUUAAUUUUUAUAUAGAACCUUAAAAAAUUUUAAACGAUUGAUAAUGAAAUAUAGCUAUAUCCAAAUGGAUAAUUUUGACGCAAACUUUGAGCAAAUUGAAUUUGUUCAGUAUUCUAGUAAGUUAGGUGAUAAACUGAACAUAAAAUUUUGUAUAAUGAAAAAUAUGUAACGGAACUGAUUAAUUUAUUGUUGAAUAAGGCACAAGAAUGUCCCAAAAAUACCGUAAAACCUCAUCAAAUUGUUUCUAGUCGAACUUAAUCUUUCUUGAAAACAAAUAAUUCAGUUAUAUAAUUGUAAAUAUUCUUAUAUAGUUGUGACAAAAUUUAAAAUAAGUCUUAAUUUAUUCUUUUAAUGUUUGACACGACUGCUUUAUUUUUUGUGGGUUGUAUUUUCAUGUAGGGUGUGUGAGAAUUUAAUUAAUAAUACCCCAUACCAAAGAAUCCCAAAAUUCAGAAUGUGAAUGAGCAUAUUGUCCUAGAAAAUUCAAAGACACUCUAAACUUAAAAGCUUGCCAUAAUUUAAAAUAUAAAUAUUAUGUAUUAUUAUAUAGUUAAGUAGGUAGAACAUAAUUUGUGUAAAAA
Molecule: messenger RNA, 1959 nt
Organism: Coccinella septempunctata (seven-spotted ladybird)
Lineage: Eukaryota; Metazoa; Arthropoda; Insecta; Coleoptera; Coccinellidae
Product: RE1-silencing transcription factor-like
Exons: 2
Coding region: 150-1196 (348 amino acids)
Biological process (GO): regulation of gene expression
Cellular component (GO): nucleus
Molecular function (GO): zinc ion binding
Source: RefSeq, a predicted model, not a curated record